AAGCCCAGGACUUCCCCUGGGACACCAGCUUCCAUUUCAACUUGGGGCCAGAGUGAAAUCUUCCCUAAGAUAGAAGUUUGGGAACUUCCUGUUGGUUUACAUUUCAAACAGAGCUUGUACUUAGUCUUUACCCUGGCACUCAGAGCUGAGUGAGCAAGGCUGAGUUCAGGAGACUGAGGGACAGGGCACUUUGCUGAGAACGGAACCAGUGACCGCCUGGCUUCCAGUGAGAACAGACUGCCAUAAUGGAAGCCAAACGUCAGAAGAGUCCAGGCAAUCAAUCAACAUUUUAUCAUGACCAUGAAGUCUGCAAACAAGAUUACUUUAUUAAAUCACCACCUCCUCAGCUUUUCUUCUCUGCAGCCUCUUGGAAAAAGCGGUUUUUUGUUCUGUCAAAGAGUGAGGAAAAGGGCUUUAGUCUUUCCUAUUACAAAGACCUUCAUCACCGAGGUUCCAUUGAAAUCAAUCGAAAUUCCAGUGUAGAAGUUGGCAUAAGUAGCCAUGAAAAAAUGCAAUCUGUGCAGAAGAUGUUUAAAUGCCACCCUGAUGAGGUGAUGUCCAUCAGAACCCCUAACAGGGACUACUUCCUCAUUGGCCAUGACAGGGAGAAGAUUAAAGACUGGGUCUCCUUCAUGUCAUCAUUUUGCCAGGAUAUAAAAGCAACACGUCGGAAUAUAGAGGAGAAACUCUCAUCGAGUGACAAAAGGCCAUCUUCGGACCCCUGCCCUCUCCUUGGUCCUUCCAACACAUUGGAGACUGUCAGCUCCACCAUGCCAAGAAACAGUCUUCCAGACGUGCAUUUAAUAGGAAAAAGUUCUCUAGGACUCAAACCAUCUCAUCUAUCACAUGAUUUCUUGUCGGAGACCAGUCAAGAUACGGAAGAAGAGAGUCAUUAUGUUAGUCCUCGAAGUAUUCCUUUAGAGUUGGGUAAUAUUAUUGCUUCCCAGGAUUCUGGUGAAUCCAUUAAACCUGGUAGUCCAGACCAGGUCUCCAAGAGAACUGAGAAUCAUUACAUGUCGAUGAAAUCCUGUUUUUUCAAAGAGACAUCCCAUGAGGCUGCUGAGAGCAAAGAGGAAUCCCAGACCCUUCCAGAGACCCAGAAUGUGGGGCUUCACCAGCAGGAACAAGGCUCAGGAAGAGACUCUUGUCUUUCACCUGCCAAUACGGAAGCACAGACCACGAAUGACAAAAAGGGGUCGGCCUCACUAACUGUUGUGCAAUUGUCUAUUUUAAUCAAUAACAAUCCUGAUGAAAGCCAAGUGGAGACACUGAAUGUGUUCCUUUCUCCUCCUGACAUCAUAAAUUAUCUUGCUCUCAUAGAAGCUGCAGGACGGAUAUGUGUGGCUCAGUGGGAAGGCCCUCCACGCCUGGGAUGCUUAUUUUGUCACGGAGAUCACCUUUUGGCCGUUAACGACCUGAAGCCCCAGAGCCUGGAGGAGGUCUCCUUAUUUCUCAGCCGGUCCAUCCAGAAGGAGAAAGUAAAACUCACCAUCGGCCGGAUCCCAAAUUCAGAGAUAUUCCACGCUACAGCCUGUACAUGCCCUUUAAAACACCAAGAUCCUGUACCUUUUCAACUAGAUAAGUCUGGACUGGAGAGGGCACUGAAGAGGAAUCCAGCCAUUAAGAAGCGUGAACAGCAAGGAACCAGAGAAUAACAUGGCAGCGACCCACUGCAGGGGAGUGAGGAGGGGACAUGGACUCUGUACUGGAUUCUGCCACUCACGCUGUCUGAUAUGAGGCAAGUCAGCACACCUCUCUGAAUCUCCACAUCUGCACCUUAACAAUGGGGAUAACUAUUCCCUCUCUGGCUAUUGCAUCAGGGAUGUGCAGAGGGCCAACUGGAAUAAUGACUAUGGAACACAGUGAAAAUGUAAGGCCUUGUUACCUCAGACUUUGUCCCAAACACCAUAGAAAAAGAUUGGGUAAGUCCUUCAUCUGAAAUGUGCUGUGUGUUCCGUGAGGUCGUGGUCCACACAAUCCCUUCUUUGUUAGGGAACAUACAGUUGGACAUACUCAUUCCAGGAAGGCAAGAUUCCCAAGAGAGAUGUGAUACCAUAUGAGCCUUCCCAAACACCUCCUGCUACUCAUCAUGUCCACAUCCCAGAAUGCUGAGACAGAGUGGCCUCUUGGAUUCAAUAGUUAUCUUAUUUUUUUAGAGACCCAGUAACUACUUUAGAAGUGGAAGCUGUUUUAGAUCAUAUCCAGCAAAGAUCUACUUGCUCUGCAAGUCAUAAGAGAACGACUUAGCACUUCUAAGUUUGAAAGGUCUUAGCUAAAUGAUGCCUUACCUAAUUGAUCCUGGACGGCCAAAAGAAUCAAAUCUUUUUUCAUAGAUGGAAAACAAAUGCAGAGAGCUGAAGGACUAAUCAAAUUGGCGAAUGGUAGGGCAAAAGGGAGCUUCAGAAAAUAUCUCUUACCGCGUCGCCAUAUCACGCGGGAAGAAAUCAAGGCCUCAGAUGUUUAAUGACAUACUUUUUUUGUGGCUCCGGGUUUCAUAGCUGUUUAGUGGCAGAACCAAGAAUCUAAAACCAGCUCUGAGAAACAGAGGUCUGAUCCUUACUCGGUACUUGGAUUUAAAUUUGAAAAGACUUUCAGCAUAUAGAAGAGAUGUUCAAAUACAGUUCAUUUUCUGUUAGCCAGAUUGUGCAUAAAGUAUAAAAACUUUUCACUU
Molecule: messenger RNA, 2671 nt
Organism: Ceratotherium simum simum (southern white rhinoceros)
Lineage: Eukaryota; Metazoa; Chordata; Mammalia; Perissodactyla; Rhinocerotidae
Gene: PLEKHS1
Product: pleckstrin homology domain containing S1
Source: RefSeq, a predicted model, not a curated record